ACUGUCACGCUGGCAGCUCAUGAGGAGAGGAGAGCCGGUAAUCAGCAUUCCUCGGAAGGGACAUGUACACAGAUCAUCAGAGCACUGAUGAUCACAUCAGCAGUGCCACCUGUCAGUGUCCAUCAGUGCCAGCUGUCAGUGCUCAUCCAUGCCACCUGCCAGUGCCCAUCAGUGCCACAUGUCAGUGCCUAUCAGUGCCACAUCAAUGCCACAUAUCAGUGCCCAUCUGAGCUGCCUUUCAGUGUCACCCAUCAGUGCCAGUCCGUGCCACCUAUCAAUGCCAGUCAGUGCCACCUAUCAGUGCUGCCAAUCAGUGCCACCUAUCAGUGCCAGUCAGUGCCGCCUAUCAGUGUGCAUCAGUGCCUGUCAGUGCUGCCUAUCAGUGCCGUCUAACAGUGCC
This is a messenger RNA of Staurois parvus, 400 nucleotides long. The record is from the annotation of a GenBank genome assembly. NCBI's taxonomy places the organism in Eukaryota, Metazoa, Chordata, Amphibia, Anura, Ranidae.